UCCACCGGAGUAAAAGAAGUGGCUUCACACCACGUUUCUCUUCCCUCUCCCUGUCUCCCUGCGCUUUGACCAGAGCUGUUUAUGCCCUCAUUCAUUCUCACCCACAAGAAUCGGAUCACUUCGCGCAAGAAGCAAAAUUUGAAAAAGGAAGUGUAACUCGCACUAAUGGAUGUUGAUAUUGCAAAAGAGAGAAACAUAAUGCCUCAUAGUAGCAUUGAAGAGCUUGAUCCAUGGACCGCGUGGGCAUACAGACCACGCACGAUCACUUCACUUUUCGUCGGGGCUUGCCUUUUGGUCUGGGUAAGUGGAGCGCUUAAUCCAGAGAGCAAUGCUUCUACUGAUAGUGUUACAACUGUAAAGAGGGGCGUGUGGGCAAUGAUAUUAGUCUUCCUUGCGUAUUGCUUGCUUCAAGCUCCCUCAACCAUUCUAAUUCGUCCUCAUCCUUCGGUUUGGCGGUUGGUUCAUGGAUUGGCGGUCGUCUACCUUGUUGCCCUGACUUUUUUGCUUUUUCAGAACCGUGGCGAUGCACGGAAGUUCAUGAGAUUUCUUCAUCCAGAUCUUGGGCAUGAGUUACCUGAACGGUCCUAUGGCACUGAUUGCAGAAUAUAUACACCUGAAAAUCCAAAAAGCAGGUUUAACAGUGUUUAUGAGACAUUGUUUGAUGAAUUUGUUCUUGCACAUGUCUUUGGAUGGUGGGGAAAGGCUAUCAUGAUAAGAAACCAGCCUCUGUUGUGGGGUUUGUCCAUUGGAUUUGAAGUUAUGGAGCUCACUUUCCGGCAUAUGCUGCCAAACUUUAAUGAAUGUUGGUGGGAUAGUAUUAUUUUGGAUAUUCUUAUCUGCAAUUGGUUUGGCAUUUGGGCCGGAAUGCGUACCGUUAGGUACUUCGAUGCUAAGACUUACGAAUGGGUUGGCUUAAGCCGUCAACCAAAUAUCAUCGGUAAG
This is a messenger RNA of Phalaenopsis equestris, 942 nucleotides long. RefSeq names its product CDP-diacylglycerol--serine O-phosphatidyltransferase 1-like. Gene Ontology annotation, molecular function: L-serine-phosphatidylethanolamine phosphatidyltransferase activity. The record is from RefSeq and is a predicted model, not a curated record. NCBI's taxonomy places the organism in Eukaryota, Viridiplantae, Streptophyta, Magnoliopsida, Asparagales, Orchidaceae. Gene Ontology annotation, biological process: phosphatidylserine biosynthetic process.